AUGCUGAAACAACCACAAGGAGUCAAGUUGUUAACAAAUAUUUCUGUAGUUAGAUUAGUAAAAGGUGAAAAAAAAUUUGAAAUUGCAUGUUAUCCAAAUACAGUUGCAGCAUGGAGACAAGGGGUGUUUGUUAUUAGUAUAAUUUACAAUAAAGGAAAUAAAGAUUUAAAAGAAUAG
Entamoeba nuttalli P19 is the source of this 177-nucleotide messenger RNA. RefSeq lists its product as hypothetical. The record is from RefSeq and is a predicted model, not a curated record. Bases 1 to 177 code for a protein of 58 amino acids. Lineage: Eukaryota; Evosea; Mastigamoebida; Endamoebidae. The transcript has a single exon.